AUGAAGACGACACUCGCUCUGCUUCUAAUCAUGGAGCUCUACUGUCUCUCCUCCGGUCUCAAACAACAUUUCUUCGUGAAUGAGCAGAAGAAAUGGUUUUGUGCGCAAAAGUACUGCAAAACGUAUUUUAAUGUCCUCUCCGCCUUCAUCAAUGCGAGUGAGGAACAGCGAUUUUUAGCUAAUGCGUCUGGUCAAGCUUCUGAUGCCUGGGUUGGACUCCACAAAAAGCCAGAAACAGGAGUCUGGAAGUGGUCAGGAGGUAUAGAUGCUGAACAAAUUAGCUGGGAUCCUGCAUUUAAUCAACCAAAUAACCUUGACAAUGAAAACUGUGGCUUUCUAUACAAAACCAAUAAUAAAUUGCAUGAUGAAAAAUGCAAUAUCACUAAACCCUUCUUCUGCAUGACAAACUUUGUUCUGGUGCAUCAUAAAGAGACCUGGGAUGGAGCUCUGGAAUACUGCAGGACUCAUUAUAAUGAUCUGGCAAGUCUGAGCACAAUAAACAGGAUGAAUUCUGCUUUACUGGAAAUCACACAGGCUGAAACAGUGUAUGUGUGGACUGGUCUGCAUUAUCUAGCAGGGGACUGGUUAUGGGUCACUGGAGAUGAUCUUGACUACACAGCCUGGUAUCAGAACGAACAGCCCCAAUGUCCUGCCAGAGACCUUCGUUGUGGAGCCCUGGACAAGCAAACAAAGCUUUGGACACACAGAAACUGUGAGGAGAAGCUCAGCUUCUUUUGUCAGUAG
Molecule: messenger RNA, 744 nt
Organism: Sinocyclocheilus grahami
Lineage: Eukaryota; Metazoa; Chordata; Actinopteri; Cypriniformes; Cyprinidae
Product: secretory phospholipase A2 receptor-like
Exons: 1
Coding region: 1-744 (247 amino acids)
Source: RefSeq, a predicted model, not a curated record